Molecule: messenger RNA, 677 nt
Organism: Triticum aestivum (bread wheat)
Lineage: Eukaryota; Viridiplantae; Streptophyta; Magnoliopsida; Poales; Poaceae
Exons: 4
Coding region: 163-492 (109 amino acids)
Source: RefSeq, a predicted model, not a curated record
UAGGAUUUAACCAAACGAUUAGCCCUAAUCCAGAGGUGACUCACUAUAAAUACACGGCCACGGCCAUCUAUUUCCUCCGUUCCUUUCCACCACCUCCCGCCGCCGUACGUUCUUCUUUCUCCGUUAUCCAUCGACGUAAGGAACCGUCAUAAUUCCUACCUAAUGGGGGAGCCCGCAGAAGGAGCUUCGUUGGGACCAGCUAGGGCGCCCCUGGACCCUCGCACAGACCUUGUUGAAACUGAGGAGUCGGAUCCGGUUGCCGAAGUUACCGCAUCAUCAUCAUUGGAAUCGAAAGAAGAGAAGGUUGAACAAGGCAACACAAGGAAAAAAAUAAGGCGGUCGACCAACGCAGACAUGACGAAAUACCAGCGGUGCUCAAGGCCUGGUGUUGUUGGUCUCAAGGCGGACAAGGCCAAGAGGAUCAUCAGGAAAGGCAAGCCGGACCUCUUUUGUUCAGUUGUUCCAGAGAACCAGUUUCUGACCAUGGCCUAGUGCACGGAUCGUGUUAGGCUCAUAGUGGACAGAUCCAACCGCGUCGUGCGAACUCCCCGUGUUGGCUAGCUAACAUCAAGUGAACAACAAAGUAAAAGAAAAGGAAUCAAGUGCUUAUGUCAGAUUGCUCUAUAUUUUCAUGUCAUAGGAAAUAUGAUUUAGAACUAGAAGGGUUGGACGUGUUU